AUGGCUCCUCUAAAGAAAGGCGACCUAAGCGAGGAGGAGACAGAACUGCUGGGAGUGAUCGGGAAAGGAAACACUGAAGAAGCUGCAAGGCUACUAGGCAACAAGAAUGUCCGUGUCAAUUGUUUGGAUGAGCAUGGUAUGACCCCUCUGAUGCACGCAGCGUACAAAGGGAAAGUUGACAUGUGCAAAUUGUUGUUGCGACAUGGGGCUGAUGUGAACUGCAAUGAGCAUGAGCAUGGAUAUACUGCCUUGAUGUUUGCUGGGCUUUCAGGCAACAAAGAAAUCACCUGGAUUAUGUUAGAGGCUGGAGCGGAGACAGAUGUUGUUAACUCUGUGGGAAGAACUGCUGCUCAGAUGGCUGCUUUUGUAGGUCAGCACGAUUGCGUGACUGUUAUCAACAACUUCUUUCCUCGAGAAAGGCUAGACUACUACACAAAACCCCAAGGAUUGGAUAAAGAACCAAAGCUUCCAGUUAAGUUAGCUGGGCCACUGCAUAAGAUCAUCACAACUACUAACCUGCAUCCUGUCAAGAUAGUAUUGCUAGUGAAAGAGAAUCCUCUCCUGGCUGAAGUCGAAGCACUGCAAAAAUGCUACUAUGUAUUGGAUCUCAUUUGUGAGAAGUGCAUGAAGCAGAGAGAUAUGAAUGAAGUACUGGCAAUGAAAAUGCAUUACAUCAGCUGUAUUUUCCAGAAAUGUAUCCUUUUCCUUAAGGAACGUGAAGAUAAAUUGGAUGGAUUAAUCAAAAGCCUACUAAAAGGCAGAGAUAAAGAUGGCUUUCCAUUGUAUCAAGAGAAACUCAUCAGAGAGUGCAUUCGAAAAUUUCCUUACUGCGAAGCUACAUUGCUCCAGCAGCUUGUGAGAAGCAUUGCUCCAGUGGAAAUUGGCUCUGAUCCUACAGCGUUCUCUGUUCUGACACAAGCCAUUACUGGCCAAGUGGGCUUCGUUGAGGCUGAGUUUUGCACAACAUGUGGGGAAAAGGGAGCAGCCAAAAGAUGUUCGACAUGCAAAAUGGUGAUCUACUGUGAUCAGAACUGCCAGAAAAUGCAUUGGUUUGCACACAAGAAAGCUUGCAAGAUGCUAAAAGAAGCCCAUGAGAAGCAGGAGAUAGAAGCUGCCAAAGAGAAAAAACGGCAGGAAAGAAAGCAAAAAAGAGAAGCUGCACAAGCAGCAGAAUCUAUUUCAAAUCGAGAACAAUUGGUCUCUGAAGAUAGUAAAGAGGAGGACAUAUAUGAGGGAGACAAAACUGAAGAAAGAAUACCCAACAAGCAGAUACCUGUACCAUCAUUUUCAGCUGACAAUCUCUCUGAAGGAGAGACUAAUUUAACAGAUAGUGCUGUCGCAAAAGCUCAUGAAUCGGAGGAGUAAGUGAGGUCUAGCU
Messenger RNA from Euleptes europaea (tarantolino), 1378 nucleotides. It is a transcript of the gene ANKMY2, whose product is annotated as ankyrin repeat and MYND domain containing 2. Gene Ontology annotation, molecular function: protein binding. The record is from RefSeq and is a predicted model, not a curated record. The transcript has 10 exons. Bases 1 to 1365 code for a protein of 454 amino acids. Lineage: Eukaryota; Metazoa; Chordata; Lepidosauria; Squamata; Sphaerodactylidae.